AGAUCGUCCGGGGGUGGACGAAUGACGAGGGUGGCUGUGCUCGUCCGUGUAUUCCGACCGAUUGGCGGAUUUGUCUCGCGACGAUCGACACGGUUAAACCCGAUCGACGACGGCUAUUAUGCGGCGACGGCAGAAAAGCAAUCCCUGCUUCUCUGCUCUUCUUAAACCCCCACCAGACGCGCGACCUUCCAUCCCUUCCGCCAAGAGAUCGAAUCCACAUUUCGACAAUGUACGUCACAAAAGUUAAGUAGAAAGAAAGAGGAAGAAGGAGGAUAUAAGGAAAGUGAGGAAGAUGCCUAGCUCCUAUUCGAGAGUUGUAAUCCUCCUCUUGUUAGGAGCUUCUGUGUCAGUGUCCGGCACUGCGGACGCAAAAUCGUUGAGAGCGGCGAAAGCCAGACUCAGAUUGUCUUAUUCAUCGUGGCGGAUAGUGGUAUGUUUAACUCAGCCUCAGACUCCUUUCAAGACAGACGUACAGAAAGCAUGGGAGGAAGCGAGACUGGAAUCUUUACACGCGGACAUGGAUGUAUCGUAUAUAGAAGCAAGGAUGACACCCAUGACAGAUUCCUUGCAAUACCCCUUAUCACUGUUAAACAAAUUUUGUACAGACAUCGAAGGCGGAAAGACAGUACUAAGCCUUAUUAUAGGAGGAGGAUCGGCAGCCAGAUUUCUCGUCACAGCUGCUGCCGCCUUGAACCUUCCGGCUCUAUGGUUGCCGUUCACGCACAAAGAUUUUCUUCGCCAGGGAAAUUUUGGGCGGUUCGAAAACCGUAUAGGUUCAAGCUCCAAAGAGGUUGGAGCAGCAGCAGCCGCUUUAAUGCAUCGGGCUAAUUGGCACGCGUUCACCCUUCUCAUUGACACCACCCUGCUACCCUUGACGCAUUUUUUGCAAACGAAUCAACCGACGCUAACGCCUCGCGCGAUAAUACAUCUGCCGACGAACGACAAAACCUUGAGACUGAGACUAAGAAGAGUAGCCGAGGAGGGUGGGAGCGGUGGGGUUGUGGUAAUGGCCUGCGACCUGAACAACGCCCGAAAGAUUCUCAGCGCGGCCGGCAAGUUCGAAAUGCUCGCGGGUAGAUUUCUGUGGCUGUGGUUGGAUCUCAAAGCUGAGCUGCGACCGAACGAGCCCAACAUCAUCAAUUCGCCCAGCAUUAUUCACAGCUCGCGAACCGUAGCGAUUACGAACACGAACGAGAACUUGCCGCCGCGAGCGACGAAUCUCGUGGUGGGCGAUGAUCAGCCGCUGGUGCCGCCGCUGAACUCGCUGCCGAGUCUGACCGACGACAUACAUCGGCUACAGGAAUACAGGUGGCGGGGCGAAAAGAUUGUGAGCAAGCGGGAGGACCGUAGCUUCAACUUCGACGACGAGGAAGACACGAGGUUCACGAGCGAUCGGGAUCUCAAUUCCAAGAACUUCAUGCCGGUCGGCAUGCUCGCGCUGAGACCGUCCGGUAUUAAGAUCAUGGGCGGCGACACCAUACUCUCUCGAAUGCUGCGGGAAACCUCGCAGGCGUUGGACGCGACCUUCGUAGAGUUAAAAGGCAGACUGAGCCGAAUGCGCGAAUCACAGCUCAAGGAACAUUUUAUUCCAGAGUGCUUUCCGGAUCGCAAGGCCAAGUUUAUGACAAGCGAAGUGCGACAGAACGUUUCUGCGACUCUGACGAGCAAACUGAGGGAAUUUAUGGGACAACUUUCUCGGGAUAAGGCGGAGUUCCAGCUGCUGAAUCUGCAAGCCAUCAGAUUUCCCGGGAACAAAACUCAACUGAGGUGGACCAAGGUCGGCACUAUCAAGGGUGGCAGGGAAGUUCGUCUGGAUACUAUAAUUUGGCCGGGCGGCGGUAUCGUGCCGGCGUAUCUCGAGCAGGGCGGCGAAAAGAUCGGCAUGCCGAUUUAUCGCAUCGUCACCGCGCUUGCGUCGCCCUUUACCAUGGUCACGAGUCUACAGGAGGGUUUCUGUCUGCGCGGUCUCAGUUGUCGGCAGGGCGAUACCGUGAUGUGUUGCUAUGGCCUGAGCAUGGACUUGUUGGCGCUGGUGGCGCGCGAGCUCGGUUUCCGUUUCGACCUGUAUCUGGCCGAGGAUGGCUUGUUCGGCAAGCGAAACGGUCGCAGCGGCACUUGGAACGGCGUGAUGGGAGAAUUGGUGUCCGGACGGGCGCAGCUCGCGUUCGCACCUCUCAGCGUGUCCGCUCAUCGCGCCGAGGUGGUGGAUUUCACCACUCCGUACUAUUUCAGCGGCGUGAGCUUUCUCACGGCGCCAAAGCUUCGCUCAGAGAUACCACUGUUCGCGUUUCUGUUCCCGUUCAGCACAGAACUAUGGAUUGCCGUGUUCACGUCGCUUAACUUCACCGCAAUUGCCGUAGCGUUGUACGAAUGGUUCAGCCCGUUCGGACUGAAUCCCUGGGGCAGACAGCGCAGCAAGAACUUCUCCAUCGCGUCCGCACUGUGGGUGAUGUGGGGUCUUCUGUGCGGUCACUUGGUGGCCUUCAAGGCGCCAAAAUCUUGGCCUAAUAAGUUCCUCAUCAAUAUCUGGGGCGGCUUCUCCGUUAUCUUCGUGGCCUCGUACACGGCCAAUAUCGCUGCCCUUAUUGCUGGUCUCUUUUUUCAUUCUGCAGUUAGCAAUUAUCAUGAUAAGAGCUUGCUGUCGCAGAGAGUCGGUGCGCCGAGAGCGUCCGCGGCCGAAUACUAUGUGCAAAGAGCGAAUCCGCAACUGUGGUCCCACAUGGCUCGAUUUUCUCUGUCGGAUGUCGCCGAAGGUGUGGAAAGAUUGAGAAACGGUAGUCUGGACAUUCUAAUCGCGGACACGCCGAUUUUGGAUUAUUACCGGGCGACCGACGACGGAUGCCGUUUGCAGAAGAUCGGCGACACCAUCAACGAAGAUACUUACGCGAUUGCGCUCACGAAGGGACAUCCUCUGAAGGAGAGCAUAUCUAAAGUUAUAGCGAAUUACACGAGCAACGGUCUGCUCGAUAUUCUGCAGGAAAAAUGGUACGGUGAUCUGCCAUGUCUUGGGGGACGACAAGGCAUGCAAGCAGGUCUCGAGCCCGAACCUGGUGGUCAACCCAGGCCAUUGGGAGUGGCGUCCGUAGCCGGGGUGUUUUGUUUACUUGGGAUGGGCGUCGUGCUAGGCGCUAUCAUAUUGGCGGGAGAACAUCUAUUCUACAAGUACACGUUGCCGCGGCUACGGCACAGGCCGGAGGACUCCAUCUGGCGCAGCCGCAAUGUCAUGUUCUUCUCGCAGAAGUUGUAUAGGUUCAUCAAUUGCGUGGAACUGGUUUCGCCGCAUCACGCCGCUCGUGAACUGGUGCACACAGUACGACAGGGUCAAAUCGCGUCACUCUUCCAAAAGAGCGUUAAACGAAAGGAACAUGAACAACGUCGCAGACGUAAAAGUAAAGCGCAGUUCUUCGAGAUGAUUCAAGAAAUUCGAAGAGUUCAGCAAGAAGAAAAAAUCGAAGUAGUGUCCGAAGAAACCGAGACCACGAAGAAGGAUGAGAAAUUAGGCAAGGGCAGAGAAAGAAGUCGUAGCAAGAGUCCACUAAUGCCUCGCAGUCCUAAGCGAUCAGAAAAAAGCAGAAGCUCCACCAACUUAUCAGCAUCUCGCCUCGGUCUGUCGCCGGUGAGCCUCGACGCGCCAAUGAAGCCGCGCGAGUUUACACUCAGCAGCACGAAUCUACGCGCGAGAAGCCCACUGGAGACGGUUGGCCGUAGAUUGAGUCACGGUGACGGCGGUUCGCCGCCGCCACGCUUGGGAUCUCACUUCGGUAGCAGCGCAACGUUGCGACCGUUGGCGCCCACUAGGAGCGACUCGACCGGCGGCGGCACCCCGACGGUUCGGCGCGAUUCCGCCGCGGGUGGUGUACCCACACCGAGGUAUUCCCGCAGCCCGGCCAAGCGGGGCCAGUCGUUCCCGGUGUUCGCCACGCUGAGACCGCCACAUUCGAGCAGCUACCAGGCGUCCAAGAGUCCGCUGCUGUCGCCGAACAGCGAGCAUCAUCUCAGCGCUAUCGGCAGAAAGCUGUCGCGCGAGUGGGGUUCUGGAACUAUCGACAUUACCAGGUCGACGGAGGCUAUAGGUAGUGGCGGAGGUGGUGGUGCUGGCGGUUCAACGUACACUCUGAAUCAGGAAGCGACACUCUCCUUGCGACGUUCUGUGGACGAGAAGACUCAGGAGCCGGCGGUGCCAAUCAAGAAGCCGAUACGACGCGCCAGAAGCCACGAGAACCGCGACACCAGAACGAUGGCGGAUCUGCCGUCGCCAAGAUUGACUCAUCAGCCGGCGGUAGGCGGCCAAUCGGUGAGCGAGCGCGAGAAGAAGCAGCUGGAAUCCGAGCUGAAGGCGAUUCUAAGUGCCAGGGCCCAUCAUCGCGACCUGCAUCCCCCAUGAUAAGAAAACAUCGUUCCGCGCGAAUAGGGAGAGCUUUUGAAAGCAGUUCGGCUUGCUGAGGGAUUGCCGAGCCUCUGAGGGGCUUUGAUUGAUUUAAGCAAUAUCAGAUUUCUAGGUCAAUUUGUAGAGAAAUCUUCGACAGUUUUAUCAGAGAAAAAUACAGAACUAGCCAGAGAAAUGUACACACACGAAGGCGCGGUGGGGCGCGGGAGGAACUUUUUUUCUGGAGUGGAAGGGGCUGGUGGGGACGAGAGAUGUUCUCUUUGAUUGUUCAUACGUUGUUACAUACAUUGAUAAUAUAGGAUUACGUCGAUAAAACAAAAGUGCUAUAAACUUUUAUUAGUAGAAAUGUCUUAAAUAGGUAGCGAGAUACAUACGAGUACUAAGAUAUUUUCUUGUUGGCAUUUUAACUCUACAUUAACCGGCAGCCUGGGUGAGUCUCUCUCGAUUGCUAUGGUAUAAAAACCUUGUACGCUGCAGUGUUUCUCAACUGCGAUCCUCGAUAGAUCUUAGCGCGACCGAAGCUCCUACUUGGAAAAAAUAAAAAAAAAAUAAAAAUAAAAACUAUAUCGACUUUUAAAAUCUAAGUGAAAUUAUUAUGUAAAGCAGUGCAAUCUUUCUCACCGAGUCGGGCCUGUCCACGUUUUAUCGUGCGGUCGUAAGCCCUAAUUUCUCUUAACGAUUAACAACAAACUGCAUUAACCGCAGAAUGCGCAAGAGAUACAACGAAUACGUGUCUACGCGAUGAUUGAUUUGUAAUAGAGAAUCUCAGCUUUUGUGUCCCUGUUUGUCUCUUCUUCGUCUCAAUCGGCACGAGACGACAAAGAGACGAGAGGUGUUUCGCUCGCGAGAGCGCAAACCAAAGGACAGGCCUUGUGCUAGAUACCGUUCCUUCGGGAGUGUAAAUAUCAAUCUCGUUAUCAUACAGACUUCGAUAUUGUUCUCUCGUCUCGUCUAACGAAAUACUGUAAAUACGAUCGAAUCAUAUAUAUAUAUAUAUAUAUAUAUAUACGAUCUUCGCAUAGACAGAAUAUAAUAGUGGAAAUAUAUAAAUUAUUUCGAGAUGCCACACACACACACACACAAUACACACACACAUACGCGAAAGUUGAGAAACGCUGGUUUAUCAAACUUCGUCGAAUUGGACUGCAUACUGCCACUUUAAUAAUUUCUGUGACUGCGGGAAGAGGGAGACUCGCUUGACGGACUCUCGGCGUAGAAAGACCACUAAUCGCGAGAUAAAAUACAUGCAUUAUAAUCUCAAAACAAUUAUGUCGCGCAUGUCGAGAAGAUAAAUUAGAAGUCGACACACUUUAAUCCAGUCUAUCGUUACGAGCGCAACACGGGUUAUUAAAAACCGAAGGACAAGUCCGGCGAAAAGAGACGGAAGUAUUUCAAAAAAACAAAUUUCGCGCAGUCGUUCUGUAAUGUAGCGGGGAAUCUUUCGCACGACCCAAAGCGGUGUCGAAAGUAAAUCAGUAAAAUCUGUAAACUAAUUUAACGUUCGAAUGAGAAUUACUUUUUAUCGCACAACAAAAUUAAUUAUCAAAAACUACAAUUCGGUUGCUUCGUAAUACGUAAAGAGCAAGAUGAGAAUAAAAAGCGAGAUAAAAUAUUCGAUUUAAUCUCGAUAUUCCUUCCUGCGCGGAUAUUAUCCAAACUACUUGUCGUUUCGCGUUCGCUGGCGACUCGAUGCAGCAAGAUCGACUUCCGACGGUUUUUUUCCUAGACUGAUAGGUGAAAUUUAAUUCAGGAAUUGUAAAUGAAACAUUAUUGGAAUUGAAUAAUUGUUAAUUAUUGAUCGAUGUGCAUGUCCCAUCUUCGUCUACGAAUUCUUUCGAUUCACUUGGUGAAAGCGGGCGAAAACGUUACGUCUCGUCUAAUCUCAUUAUUAUUCAACUUGUAGAUGGUAGUGUGCGUGGAUGUGUAUGGGACUAAGGAAGUCUAAAGUAAAUUAAAUUACUUUAAAGCAAAAAAAAAAAAAAAACAAAAAAAUAAAAGGGAGGAGGAUUCAUGAGCGAGGCCUUAGAGGAGUAGUCGUAUCCGCCCAAAAAAAAGAUACUUUACUUAACUCUAGUACUGUACUAUACUGUACUCAAAUAUUUCACUACAUUAUACAUAUACAUAUAUAUAUAUAUAUAUAUAUAUAUAUUAAAUAUAUAUAUAUAGAGGAUAGACAUUUAGUUUCAUAGUUUCCUCGGUAGAAACGCUAUUGUAUUCAGAAACUUAACAGACUAAAACAAAUCCCUCGUCGAGUCCUUAGAAAAUAGAUAUCUCCGUGUGAGUGUACGUGUGAUCAUUCACCCCGGGAAUGCAGCAAG
Pseudomyrmex gracilis is the source of this 6705-nucleotide messenger RNA. RefSeq lists its product as uncharacterized. The transcript has 8 exons. Gene Ontology annotation, biological process: monoatomic ion transport; modulation of chemical synaptic transmission; synaptic transmission, glutamatergic. Gene Ontology annotation, molecular function: NMDA glutamate receptor activity; transmitter-gated monoatomic ion channel activity involved in regulation of postsynaptic membrane potential. The record is from RefSeq and is a predicted model, not a curated record. Bases 293 to 4384 code for a protein of 1363 amino acids. NCBI's taxonomy places the organism in Eukaryota, Metazoa, Arthropoda, Insecta, Hymenoptera, Formicidae. Gene Ontology annotation, cellular component: plasma membrane; postsynaptic membrane.